Messenger RNA from Diaporthe batatas, 2508 nucleotides. RefSeq lists its product as uncharacterized. Gene Ontology annotation, biological process: carbohydrate metabolic process. The record is from RefSeq and is a predicted model, not a curated record. Lineage: Eukaryota; Fungi; Ascomycota; Sordariomycetes; Diaporthales; Diaporthaceae. Bases 1 to 2508 code for a protein of 835 amino acids. The transcript has 3 exons.
AUGGCGAUCAUCAAGUAUCUCGUUCGUGUUGCUAGCUUCGCCGCGCAGCGGUUCGUGGCCGCGCGAGUCACCGUGAACCCGGAGCACAGAAGCGGGAACGUCUUCGUCCCAGUCGGUGUCGCGGUUGGGUCCUCGCCCCAGGUCGCGACCCAACAGUUCGCGCCGUUCACUCUUGACCAGACGAGCCCUGUAGCCACGCUCGACUACGGUGGCGAGAGUGCUGGUUACCCCUAUUUCGAGGUGUCCUCACUCACCGGGGUGGUCCAGCUUGAGGUAAAAUAUACCGAGGAAUUCGACGGUCUCAACCGUCCCUUUAGCGACGGGCCCUUUGCAUACAGCAACCAGCUGGGGAACACAUUCCGCGUGGAGACUUUCAACAUUACAACCGAGGGGAGGCUCGUAGCUCCGCUUCUUCAGGGCGGACAGAAGUGGCAGUCUCUCCGUCUGCUGACAUCGGGCUCCGUCUCUUUCUCAGACGUCGGCUUCGAGGCCACGGUCGACACAGUCCUGCCGGAGGACCUGCCAGGCCAGUUUAGCAGUGACGACGAAGUCCUGAAUGAAAUCUGGAAACUCGGUGCCAGAGCAGCCACGGUGGCUUGUUUCGACAAGGGAUCACAGAAGGCCAUCUGGGAGAUCGACCCAGAGAGGGGCGUUUUGGCGAGGAACACGCGCCCGUCCUUGACAGCAAAGGCUACGUCUUGGGGUAAUUACACACUAGAAUUUGAUACACUGAUUCAGAGGGGAGGCAGCUGGUGGACAGUGGCGGCACCCAUUAAGGGGAACGGCUACACAAUGCUUCUCACCGGGGAGCUUCCAGAGGCCACACGGUUCGAGAACACAAAUACCUCCCUGACGCCACCGAGCACUAUCUCGCUAGCAUUUGGUGUUGACUUCGUCAACCAAACGACGCUGCCUACAUGGGUCCUGGAUGUCUUCCAAGUCCCAUUUGCAGUCAAGGAGGACAUAUGGUAUCACAUCACAGCCUCAUUGUCAACGAGCGGGUAUUUGGCGGUCUCUAUAGACGAUACACAAAUAUUCAAUGUCUCCCGGAACGCAUACCCCUUCGCAACGGGAGCCUUUUCAGGCACCUUUGGCUUCGGCGCGUACCAGGACCAGGCAGCUUACUUCAGGAACGUCCAAGUCCACAACACCGCCAAUGGUACAUCCCUCUACACCAACGCCCUCACGAGCGAGGAUGUGCUGACCGAGUACGGCACCGCGGAUCUCGCCGGGAGCGUUUGCCUCGAUGGACCAAAACGAGAUCGCCUCGUAUGGCUGGGCGACUUCUACCACACCUCGCGCAUCGUGGCGGCGAGCACCUCUCGGAUUGACCACUCCAGGGGCACGCUGCAAUUCCUGCUCGACUCGCAGAUCGCCAACGGCCAGCUCAACAUCUCCCCAAACCUGGGCUACGACGCCAAGGUAUACGCCCAAGCCAUGGCGGCGCCGGCGGCCAGCUUCGCACUGCCGGACUAUCAGAUCCUGGGGCUUAUCUCGUUCGCAGACCAUGUGCGCCUGCAUAACGACAUCGAGUGGGCACGAGAGACGUGGUCUGGAUGGCAGAAGAGCAUCGACUGGCUCCUUGCGACGGUCAACACCACCACAGGGCUCGUAACGCUGCCCAGCUCUUUUGCUUUCAUCAGCGGUGCAGUCAACGGGUCACCGGUCUCGUGCGCUGCGGUCCAGGCGCUGCGAUCGCUCGCAGACGUAGCGGCUGCAGUGGCAGAUGCUGAGUCGGCGGAGCGCUACAACGCAACCGCAUCAUUGCUAGCCGACGCCAUUAACGAGAGGCUGUGGAACGACGAUAUCGGGGCAUACUCCAUCGACAUCUACAACACCACGGCCAUCUCAGUUACAGGGACCGCCUUCUGCAUCACGUCAGGCGUGGCCCCGGCAGACCGGACGGCCCGGUCCAUCUCGGCCCUGUCAGCCCUUCGCCUCGGUCCGGGCUACAAGGACACGUCCGCCGUGUCAACUUCCGACCCGGCAAUCAACAUCUCGCCCAACACCAACGGCUUCCUCCUCUCGGCCUUGUUCCAGGGCAACGCGACCGCCGAGGCGCACGAGCUUCUCAGGGGCCUGUGGGAGCCCAUGCUCACGAGGCCGGAGACCAGCGUCGGCACGAGCUGGGAGUACGUCAACGCCGCGACGCUCAAGCCCGGGCUGGGCAUGUUCACCAGCCUCAGCCACCCCUGGGGCGGCGCCCCGACGUACGUUCUGACCGAGUGGGCGGCGGGGGUGCGGCCCGCGGCAGGGCUCGACGGCUUCGGGUACAAGUCGUGGGUCGUGGCGCCUGAGACUGGCACCAAGAUCGGGCUGAAGAAGGUGAGCGCGACGGUCUCCACGGCUUAUGGGGACCUCGUUGUCGAGUGGCAAGUUGAGGGUCAGAGCGUGUCGGCCACGAUCCACGCGCCGGCCAACACGAGUGGCAGCUUUGUGUAUGGGGAGCAGGUCGUUCCCUUGAGUGGGGACUCGACGUAUCAGUUCUCGAUAAAUAUCCCAGCUUGA